Aspergillus candidus is the source of this 662-nucleotide messenger RNA. RefSeq names its product DNA-directed RNA polymerase II core subunit RPB9. Gene Ontology annotation, cellular component: RNA polymerase II, core complex. Gene Ontology annotation, molecular function: DNA-directed RNA polymerase activity; nucleic acid binding; zinc ion binding. Lineage: Eukaryota; Fungi; Ascomycota; Eurotiomycetes; Eurotiales; Aspergillaceae. The coding region runs from base 132 to 518 and encodes 128 amino acids. The transcript has 4 exons. Gene Ontology annotation, biological process: DNA-templated transcription; transcription initiation at RNA polymerase II promoter; maintenance of transcriptional fidelity during transcription elongation by RNA polymerase II. The record is from RefSeq and is a predicted model, not a curated record.
UUUCAUUCUAUUGUUGGCAGCUCCCUGUUCGCUCAUAACCCGGACAUUGUUCAAUAUCACAGCGAUCAUCUGCCUUCACCAUCUCAUCUCAAUCAAUACUACCAGCGCCAACGAUCCAUAUCACCAUCGAAAUGUCUGCAAGCCCAACUCCGUCCGCCGGUGGCGACGUUAAGCAGAACGAACAGGUUCACUUUCGCUUCUGUCGCGAAUGCUCGAACUUGCUGUACCCGAAGGAAGAUCGCGUCAAUAACCGCCUAAUGUUCACCUGUCGCACGUGCCACGUCGGCGAGCCUGCCUCCUCCUAUUGCGUCUACCAGAACAAACUCAGCACACAGGUUGGAGAUACUGCCGGUGUGACUCAGGAUGUCGCAUCUGAUCCUACGCUCCCGCGAUCCAACAAGACCUGCCCUAGCUGCGGCGAAUCCGAGGCUGUAUUCUUCCAGUCGCAACAGCGGUCGGCCGAGACGGGAAUGAAACUUUACUAUGUGUGCUGUGCGUGCGGCAAUGUUUAUGUGUGAUUUCUGCGCUGUCUGCCAUGUCUACCGUCUUUCCGAUACCCUUUAUCUGUUUUAUUUUUCCAUUCCGAGCAUAUCCGUGGAGUUUUCUGGUGCUUUUGUUCGUGUUUACAUUGGAGGAGCGGUUCGUGGAAAACAGAAAUUUCU